Molecule: messenger RNA, 1404 nt
Organism: Chilo suppressalis (striped riceborer)
Lineage: Eukaryota; Metazoa; Arthropoda; Insecta; Lepidoptera; Crambidae
Source: the annotation of a GenBank genome assembly
AUGCAGACCCAAAUUGGAGUUGGUAAUGAGUUGCAGAGAAGUUACAGAAUGCAGGAUUUUGCAUCUCCGGGUGUGAUCAUGAGAGAGCGCAGUUUUGUACGCCCACAAUCUCAUCACAAUAUGCAUCAUAACCAGUUUCCAAACAAUGGGAAACGGCGAAGCAUGAUUCUAACCAAUGCUAAGGGGAAACCCACGCUCGAGAUAUACAGACCACCAGGUGUGCGCACAGACGGCGUGGCGUCGGCGGGUCCGGCGGCGGGCGCAGGCUCCACCAACAAGCUGAACGUCCACGCGAAGGAGUUCACCAUGGCCAAGCCAGCGGACCUGCACAAUAGGUCGGCGAUGGGCCUCGGGUACGCGAGCGUGGGGCUGCAGCACUCGCGCUCCGCCGUGCUGCACGCGCAGGUGCCGCCGCACUACCGGCCCGUGAUGCCGCCCCACGUCACCCUCAACACGCCCGGCGACACGGCGCACGUGCAGUCAGGACCCCGCGUGCAUUUCAAGUUGCAACCGCAGAAUAUGUCCGAGAAGAAGAAGUCGCCUCCGUCUUCUCUGAUCAACGGUAACGGCAAGAGUAUUCGGCCGCAGUCCUUCACGCCUGGCCUCAAGCGGUCUAAAUCGCUGACGUCAGCUGACGCUUUAGCUAGCGGCAUGGCGGCUUUGGGACUUGCGGCUGAUGCUGGCGACUUGGGCACCUUCCCGCCCGAGAUUCAGGAGUGCAUCGAUAAGGCUCUUGAAGAUCCCAACGCGGUGGUAGCACGCACUCUAAUGGACGCCGUAGGGCAUCUCGUAGGGCGUGCGGUAGAAUCACCGCGAUAUGCCUUGCCGGCCGCGCGCCGAUGCAUCGCUGUAGUGGAGCGCGAGACCACGGAGACGUUUCUGGAGUCUCUUCUCAACACCUGCCAGCAGUGGUACCACGACCGGGACAAGUUGCUUGGUAGCAUAGUAGGCGGCGGACGGCCGCGUCUCAUGGCGUUCCUGUCAUUCCUCCUCGAAAUGUACUGUCAACUGCGACGUCGUGCCAUCCAACGACGCGCUGCUGCAGCACCAGCGCAGCCCGGCCAGGUGCUGCUGACCCUCAUCUGCAAGUGCUGCGAGGACUGCAUCCGGCAACCCGUGCCUUCCGCCAGCGACACGGAGAACCUGUUCUUCGUGCUCACAUACAUCGGGCGGGACCUGGAAUCACAGUUACCCGGUGAUUUGGAGCGCCUCCUUACCGCCGUCCGCGACGCGUUCCUUAAUACCAGUGCAGCGCCAUCUAUCCGACUAAACCUUCAGUGCGGCCGAGGAACUUCUUCGGACGACGACGACGAUGUCCUGAAGCAAUUACCCGAAGCUCUAGUAGCUCAGGCUGCAAACUCCAUGUAAGCAUAUAAAAGAAUCUCUCGAUUUAGACGGGAGUGA